UAAAAUUAACCACACAGCAAAAAAAAACAAAUGAAAAAAAUGUUUCCAACAAGGCAUACGGUGCCACAAACUGGCCAAACAACGUUCAAAUAUACGAUACUAGAAACUUGUGAACGUAUUAAAGAAGAAUUUAAUUAUCUUCAGGCACAAAAUCAUAGCAUCAAAAUGGAAAUUGAAAAAAUGGCACAGGAAAAAACUGAAAUGCAACGACAUUAUGUUAUGUAUUAUGAAAUGUCUUAUGGAUUAAAUGUUGAAAUGCAUAAACAGACUGAAAUUGCUAAACGAUUAAAUACAAUUAUUGCUCAGAUAAUGCCUUAUCUAUCGCAAGAGCAUCAAACACAAGUAGCAACAGCAGUUGAACGAGCUAAACAAGUUACAAUGUCAGAAUUGGGCACUAUACUUAGUCAACAAUCGGGUAUUGCACAUCUUUUGCAAUUGGAACAGAUUCGUUCACAACAGGGAUUACCAUCAACGGCAGCAACAUCGGUUACAGCCGCAACUGCUGGAACAUCACAUGUUUCGGCAGCUGCUGCUGCAGCAGCGGCAGCCGCAGCAGCAGCAGUCGCUUCAUCACAUCCAAAUGGACCAGGAUCAUUAUUACCUAAUGCAUCUGUUUUAGGUCCAACAAGUUUAGCCCAACAUGCUGCUGCAUUAUCGGCUGCUGGAAUUUCACCAUCAAAUUCAGCUACAGCAGGUUUAUUAGCAUUAUCAACAGGAUCAUUAAAUCCUAAUGGUUUAUCUAUUACCGGUACAUCAUCAACACCAGGUCUUUUACCGGGAUCAUUAAUGACAUCAUCAUCAUCAAAUACAAAUAGUAAUGGAUCAACAAUACCAUUACCACCAAGUUGUACACCAAAUUCAACAACAAGUUCAUCAAGUUUACAACCAAUCAAUACAACUACCUCUAUUAAACAAGAAUCAAGUGGAUCAACAAUACGAGAUUUAAGUGACCGAAAAAUCAGUGAUGAUAAUCGUCGUGAGGAUCAAAUUUCACCACACAAUGGUGAUACAUUAUCACCACGUGAAACAAAUAGCCUUCCAGAAGUUCGUAUUAAACGUGAUAGGCCAUCAUCUCGUUCAUCAUCAAAUCGUUCAACACCAAGUGGCCAUAAAACAUCGAAAAAUGAUCAUGGAGACAACAAAUCGCCAACAUCAUCGAAUCAGAAAUCUGGAACACCCAAUAAUAAUGCAGCCAAUAUUAAUCAAUCGGUUACCAAUGGUAGUAAUUCAAAAACACCCAAACCAACAACAUCGAUUGGACCACCAUAUCCAUAUUUACACGGACCACCUGGAAUGAUGCCUAAUGAUAUUGGUAUGGCUGCUGCUGCCUAUUCACAAGGUUUAUUGCACAAUAAUUUGGGUAAUACUACCGGAUCAUUGGCAGGCUUUCCACGAGCUUUAUUACCCGGAGCAGGAUUCGAUUCUACACAUCCAUCGAUGAAAGGACCACAAUCAACUUCUAUAACGGGUCCACCGCCACAAUCAUUAGUAGCUGCCGGUGGUAAACCAGCAUAUUCUUAUCACGUCGAUGCUGAUGGCCAAUAUAAUCCUGUACCAUUUCCGCCUGAUGCAUUAAUCGGUCAUGGUAUACCGAGACACGCCCGACAAGUGAAUUCAUUACCACACGGUGAAGUAGUAUGCGCUGUAACCAUAUCAAAUCCAACCAAAUAUAUUUUAACCGGUGGUAAAGGCUGUGUUAAAAUGUGGGAUAUUAAUCAACAGAAUAGUAAAACACCAGUCGCACAACUUGAUUGUUUGCAACGAGAAAAUUAUAUCCGAUCAUGCAAAUUAUUACCCGAUGGUCGUACAUUAAUUGUCGGUGGUGAAGCGACUACAAUUUGUAUUUGGGAUUUAAACCUGCCGACGCCAAAAAUCAAGGGAGAAUUAUCAUCAUCGGCACCUGCUUGUUAUGCAUUAGCCAUAUCACCAGAUUCCAAAUUCUGUUAUAGCUGUUGUUCGGAUGGUAAUAUUGCUGUAUGGGAUUUGCAUAAUCAAAUUUUAGUCAGACAUUUCGAAGGACAUACGGAUGGUGCUUCUUGUAUCGAUAUUAGUCCCGAUGGACAAAAAUUAAUUAGUGGUGGUCUUGAUAGUACUGUUCGAACAUGGGAUCUACGUGAAAAUAGGCAAUUAAAUCAACAUGAUUUUAAUUCACAAAUAUUUUCACUUGGUUAUUGUCCAACUGGUGAAUGGUUAGCCGUUGGAAUGGAAAGUUCUAAUGUUGAAGUAUUGAAUGUGAAUAAACCGGAAAAAUAUCAAUUACAUUUACAUGAAAGUUGUGUAUUAUCACUAAAAUUUGCAAGCUGUGGAAAAUGGUUCAUAUCGACAGGAAAAGAUAAUUUGCUCAAUGCAUGGCGUACACCAUAUGGUGCUUCAAUAUUUCAGUCAAAAGAAUCAUCAUCAGUAUUGAGCUGUGACAUUUCAUCGGACAAUAAAUACAUUGUUACCGGUUCGGGCGAUAAAAAAGCUUCUGUUUAUGAAGUAAUCUAUUGAUGACAAUGGUGUUUGUGUAUUGAUUUGUUUUGUUUGCAUUAUUUGUAAAAUCAACAGUAUUGUUUUUUAUUAUUAUUAAUUACCUCCUUCAUACUUGUAAUGAUGAAACUCUUUCUUUUUUCUAUGUUUGUGUGUGCCAAUCAAUUGUAAUCAGAUCAUUCAAUAAAUU
Messenger RNA from Dermatophagoides pteronyssinus (European house dust mite), 2659 nucleotides. Its product is annotated as transducin-like enhancer protein 3. Gene Ontology annotation, biological process: negative regulation of canonical Wnt signaling pathway; regulation of DNA-templated transcription. The record is from RefSeq and is a predicted model, not a curated record. NCBI's taxonomy places the organism in Eukaryota, Metazoa, Arthropoda, Arachnida, Sarcoptiformes, Pyroglyphidae. Gene Ontology annotation, molecular function: transcription corepressor activity; protein binding. Gene Ontology annotation, cellular component: transcription regulator complex; nucleus.